AUGAAUGUUUGUAGUGGGUGGUGUUUCACUCACAAUCUGAGUUGUCAUGAAAAUGGGAGAAUCAUAAUAGGCUGGUGUCCUAAUGCCUUUAAUGUUGAUAUUAAGGCUGUGAAUAGCCAAUUUAUCCACUGCUGGGUUCAACCUAAGACAGGGGCUGCUGGAUUUGAUUGUACCUUUGUGUAUGGAUUUAAUGACCAACAAAGUAGGAGUCAUUUGUGGUCCGGACUAAAGCAAAUACACCAAGGGAGGGUGGGUGCUUGGUUAGUCCUAGGAGAUUUUAAUGCUAUUAGUCUAUCUGAUGAUAGAAUUGGUGGCAUUGUGAGAAGGUCUGAGCUUACUCCAAUGCUAGACUGCAUGAAUGAAUGCCAACUUAGUGAUAUUAAAGCUACCGGAAGAUAUUACACGUGGAGUAAUAAACAGGAGGGUGAUCACAGAGUGUUAUCUAGAAUUGACAGGGUGCUUGCUAACCAGAUGUGGAUGGAUAAAUAUGAUAGUGCAGAGGCCCAUAUUCUUCCUGAGGGUGACUUUGAUCAUACACCUAUGCUGGUGUGUGUAUACCCUGAUGUAAGCCUUAAGAAACCAUUCAGAUUCUAUAAUUACUGGUGUCACUAUGAUGAGUUGCUUGUGAUUGUUAGAAAGGAAUGGGAAAUGCAUGUGUCUGGGUGUGUUAUGUAUAGAGUGGUUCAAAAAUUGAGGAACAUAAAAAUAGCUAUUAGAAGGAUGAGAAAUAAGGGCUGGACGGAUGCUGAAAUUGCUGUUAACAGUGCAAGAUCAAAAAUGGUGGCUGUUCAAAAUGCAAUGCAUGAGAACCCCAGGGAUAUUAGCUAUUGUAAUGCAGAAAAGGAGGCUCAGGCUACUUACAAACAGGCUCAAAAAAUGCUCAACUCAAUGCUCCAGCAACAAGCAAAGCUCAAAUGGUUAAAAUGUGGUGAUGAAAACUCAAAAGUUUUCUAUCAAGCUCUCAAAGCUAGAAGAAGACACAACAGAAUUCAUGCCAUACAUGACAUGGAAGGAAACUGGUUGACUAAAAAAAUUCAGGUGGAAUAA
Messenger RNA from Beta vulgaris subsp. vulgaris (sugar beet), 1047 nucleotides. RefSeq lists its product as uncharacterized. The transcript has a single exon. NCBI's taxonomy places the organism in Eukaryota, Viridiplantae, Streptophyta, Magnoliopsida, Caryophyllales, Amaranthaceae. The record is from RefSeq and is a predicted model, not a curated record. The coding region runs from base 1 to 1047 and encodes 348 amino acids.